UCUUGCGCCUCAAGCUCUUGUUAAACACGCUGGAUUUAGGUCGUCCAGCCUCAUUUUAACAUGACAACAGGCUUAUCCGGAGAAUAAGAACCACCAGUAGAGGGAAAACAUCCCUGGGCAGAAAAUGCGAUCGCGUUAACAGGUGUUUAUUGUGGCUGCGCAUUACAGCGCACUCGCUCCCUCACUCCUUUUAUUCACUUUCUCUCCCACUCACUCUCUCUCUCUCUCUCUCUCUCUCUCACUCUCUCUCUCUCUGCCUCUGUGCUGCUGGUCCUCCCAUGUGAUGCCGUGAAUGUUUUGGUGGCAUCAUGUGAAACGCGUUUUGGGGAUUUGGACAGAACCAAAGCACGGUUCCUAGGUGCAGUGCUGAGAGAGUGACACCUCUUGGAGAGGAAGGCUGUCGGCUGUCGAAAGUGGACGCUGUGUUGAUCCUUUCCUGAAGAUUAAAAUGCAUCAUUCGGGAGACGCGCGCGUGAAUCCGAGCGCAGUUUGCAUUUCAUUGCUGAAAGGAGUGUAAACUCGAGUUAGACUUUACAGUUCUGGCGCAACUUUGAAUGCAUUGUGUGAUUUUUUUUCUUCCCUUUUCACAACGAAUGAUGACGGUUGCUGUGAUAUGCGAAGUCGGAUGUGAGUGGGUUAACAGAUCCGUGUAGAAAUCCGGCUGAGGAGGAGCGGAGGGGUGCAAUCAGCCUCUCUCUGCGCGCGCUUUCGGGCGGCUCGUCGCCACACUGGCGAUGGCGGCGGCGAUCGCAAGCUCCCUGAUUCGGCAGAAAAGGCAGGCGAGGGAGCGCGAGAAGUCCAACGCCUGCCGCUGCGCCAGCAGCCCGAACAAAGCCAAAAGUGCAUGCGAGAAACCGAGCCGCCUCAGCGUCUUCUCCCGGGUCAAGCUCUUCGGGUCUAAGAAGCGCCGGAGGAGACGACCAGAGCCCCAGCUGAAGGGGAUUGUGACGAAGCUGUACAGUCGGCAGGGCUUCCAUUUGCAACUCCAGGCAGAUGGAACCAUUGAUGGAACUAAAGAGGAGGACAGCAGUUUCACCAUGUUCAACCUCAUCCCAGUGGGUCUGCGAGUGGUAGCCAUCCAGGGCGUCCAGACCAAACUGUACCUGGCCAUGAACAGUGAAGGCUACCUGUACACAUCAGAACAUUUCACACCUGAGUGCAAAUUUAAAGAAUCGGUGUUCGAGAACUACUACGUGACAUAUUCCUCCAUGAUAUACAGACAGCAGCAGUCAGGCAGAGGCUGGUACCUGGGCCUGAACAAAGAGGGCGAAAUCAUGAAGGGCAACCAUGUAAAGAAGAACAAGCCUGCCGCACAUUUCCUGCCCAAACCUUUGAAAGUGACCAUGUAUCGGGAGCCCUCUCUGCAUGACCUGACUGAGUUCUCGCGCUCUGGCAGUGGUACGCCCACCAAGAGCCGGAGUGCAUCAGCUGUCCUUAACGGAGGCAAGGCUGUGAGUCAGAACGAGUCCACGUAGCCCAGCUGCUCUGGCCCGCUUACCCUACGCCUUCACCAAAACCUCCGGAUGCUCGUGACUUCACGCAGACUUCUCUCCAAAAAGAAAAAUAAACAUAACAAAAAAGAUACAAACUUUUGGUGGUUCAGAACAAAGACAGCUGACAUAGCAACACCACACCUUCUCUCAAUCUAGGGUGACAUUUGAUUGGUUUGUUUUGAAAUUAGACUGCUGUAGUUUUUAGACUUUUACUUUUUCACCACAGUAACAGCAUCUUGCAUACGAGCAAACCUUGAUAAUUGUAGCCUUUGAUAUUGCAGGGCAUUAGCCCCUCUCAGGUUGGUUCUAGCACCAAACUGAGUCAGGUUUUGUUUUGGUUUUGUCUAUGAGAAUCACUAGAUGACAUAUCUAGGGCCUGAUCAAUCAAGUGAUGUCCUUAUUAAAAGUUCCAGGCAGGGAGUGAGGGCUGUUACUAUUUUCGGUGCAGCAAUCGAGAAAAUCCCACUGCCCUUCGUGUUUCCUGUGUGUGAAUGGUCAUGCAGAAGGGCAGGCACUAGCUGGGCUGCAUAUGAGUGCACUGGAUCAGAAGACUAGCCCUCUCAACUAUGGAAUUCUUAAAGCCUAUAUUCUGCUUGCUUCACAAAAAAGGUAGAGUGCAUCCUGUCAGAUUCGGCAUAUGUGACUUAAUGCUGUUUACUAAUAGUUUGAAUUAGCCGUUAGCAUAUAUUCCUUCUCUGUCCUUUGUGUUGCUCACCACUUUCAAAAAAUCAAUGUUCUUCAUGGCCCUAUCAGUAAAUGGAGAUUCCAGCACACCAAAGACAGAAGUGUAAGAAAGUCCCUUUAAGAAGUCUAACCAUGACAAGGAAAGAUAGACUUUAAUGCUGGUUAUUUACCUUUUUCUCUGAGAAAGGUGUUUGAGGUGGGCUGCUUGCAUUGUAGCGGUGAGGGCGCAGUAUUCUGGAAAAGUGCUUUUGUUGACAUGCAUUUGCCUUCAUGUCUCAUUGGGUUACAUUGUCUUUGUCUACGGCCCCUUUAUAGUGUCUGCCUUGCCUGCUCAUAUCUAUUCUCGUUUUUGUCUGAACCUGGUCAUCAGUACUUAAGACUGCCAGGACAUGUUAACCCAUCUCAAACCCCAGACUCCAUUUCGUGUGUGAGUAGCUUAUUGUGGUGAUGGUUUUCUAUAUAAAGAAAAGACAUUCUGUGGAAUUUUAGGUGGCUUCACAUUUUAUAUGUCUUAUUUGUAAAAGUGAAAAAAAAAUCUUGAAAAAUAAGAAAAAGAAAAAAGUAAACUCUCUUGUACAGGGCAUGUACAAACCCAAGUUGUGUACAAAUGAAGACCCUUUUUGUGGGCUACUGUAUGUACUCUUUCCCUCUGAACAACGUAAUUUAAUCAAAAUCGCUUUGGGGACUAUCUUGGCUGUUUGUUUCUGGGCUUUUCUGCAUUUUUUUAGGUGAACAUAUCUGUUGCAUGGGACACAUUGGGAAUUGGAGGACUAGAGCUGCAUGAUGUAGGCUAUGUGUAUUAAACCCACGUUGGAUUACAUGUUCUAAACUACCAGGGAUAAACCAGAAAACCAUACGUCCCUAUGGGUUCUAUGCCCGUUACCUUCCAGUUGUUUCUUAUUUGUUGUAUACGCAAAAUGCACUGAAUAAAAUGUUUAUAUUAAGCUAUACUUUUAAAA
Messenger RNA from Pangasianodon hypophthalmus (striped catfish), 3136 nucleotides. RefSeq names its product fibroblast growth factor 13a (gene fgf13a). The coding region runs from base 735 to 1475 and encodes 246 amino acids. The transcript is spliced from 5 exons. The record is from RefSeq and is a predicted model, not a curated record. NCBI's taxonomy places the organism in Eukaryota, Metazoa, Chordata, Actinopteri, Siluriformes, Pangasiidae. Gene Ontology annotation, cellular component: cytoplasm. Gene Ontology annotation, molecular function: fibroblast growth factor receptor binding; growth factor activity. Gene Ontology annotation, biological process: animal organ morphogenesis; positive regulation of protein phosphorylation; positive regulation of gene expression.